AUGGAAAGAAAAAUACGGACAACCGAGGGAAGAAACCGGCGGGAACUCAGCAGAAGAAAAGGAAGGAGAUAGGCCUUCCGAGUGACGAGGAAGAAGAAGCUAACCCUAGGUAGAAGAGGGUUGAAGAGAGCCGAAUGAUCUACGGUGGUAACACCAGAGGGGACAACGCCGAGCAAAGGAAGAAAUGGGUGCACUCGGCCUACGUCAGGGACAUUUGCAGUUCACCUGGACUGUCAAAGGUCACGAAGACAGAGCCCCUCCUGUUCGGUCCCAAGGACCUACUGAGAUCCCGUCUCCACUCAGAGACACCCUGGUCGUCAAGUGCGAGAUCAAUGAGGUGGUAAUCCACCGUUCUUACGUUGAUAACGGGAGCUCGGUCAACAUCAUGUAUGUGAAGACAUUUGAGGAAUUGGGAUUGAAGAAAGAGCUUCUGAAAAGAGUAAGGACCCCCUUGUCCGGAUUCACAGGAGACAUCAUCGAUUCAGAGGGCCUGACCGAGGGGAUGGUCACCUUUGGUGAUGGGGAGCAUGAGAAGACCAUUCCGGUCGAGUUCAUGGUGGACUUGAGAGUGGACAGCAUUGCCACGGCACUCUUGAAGGAAGAGGAAGGACGUGCUCGAGCCGAGCCGGCCGAGGAAACAGAAGAUGUGGUGAUAAUGGAGGACCAACAGGAGAAGAAGAUCAAGCUCGGUAUCAACAUCGGUGCCGAGCUUCGGUCAAAAAUCAUUCAGGUACUCAGAGAGAACUUCGUGGCGUUCGCAUGGAGUGUCGAGGACAUGCCCAAACUCAGCAAGUCUCAAGUCACCCACUGCCUCGCGGUGGGAGCAGACGCGGCCCAUAACACAGAGGAGGCGACACCUGAGCAAAACCGGAGGGAUUUCGUGAAGAAGGAAGUGGACAUGCUUCAAGCCGCGGGGCAUAUGAUCGACGAAACGGCCGGGUGCGAGAUAAUGUCUUUCAUGGAUGCGUUCAGAGGGUAUCAUCAGGUGUUCAUGCACGAGGAGGAUGCUGAGAAGACGAUGUUCCUCACCCCAGAGGGGGUGUAUUGCUAUUUGGUGAUGGCGUUCGGAUUGAAGAACAGCGGAGCCACAUACACAAGGAUGAAGGUCCCGAAUUUCCAGUGGACGCCUGAAUGCCAAACGGAGUUCGAAGAAUUGAAGAAGUAUUUACAAACCCCGCAGGUGUUGGCGAUGCCGGUCAAGGGCGAGAAGCUGUACCUCUAUUUGGGUGUCAGCCCUGGGGCUAUAAGCUCUGUCUUGUUACGAGAGGAGGGGGACACUCAACGCCCCAUCUAUUAUGUCAGCAGAACCUUGAGGGAUGCCAAGCUCAAAUACUCAGUGGUAGAGAAAACAGUCAUGGCUGUCGUCAACACGGUCAAGAAGCUGAACCAUUAUUUUCAAGCCCACGAAGUGGAGGUGAGGAGUCAUCAGCCUUUGAGCAUCAUCAUCCGGAAUCCGACCGCCUCCAACAGGGUCAUCAAGUGGUCUGUCUAUCUAAGCCAAUAUCAGAUAGAAAUGAAGCCGAGGACAGUGAUCAAGGCCCAGGCCUUGGCCGAUUUCAUGGUGGAAUGCACGACGCGAGACAACAAUCCCAUGCCCCUGGCCGAGCAGGGGGAGUGGUAGACCUUGUCCAUUGAUGGAUCAUCAGCCGCAAAGGCU
Molecule: messenger RNA, 1657 nt
Organism: Cuscuta campestris
Lineage: Eukaryota; Viridiplantae; Streptophyta; Magnoliopsida; Solanales; Convolvulaceae
Source: the annotation of a GenBank genome assembly